Hyaloscypha bicolor E is the source of this 2876-nucleotide messenger RNA. RefSeq lists its product as uncharacterized. The coding region runs from base 182 to 2440 and encodes 752 amino acids. NCBI's taxonomy places the organism in Eukaryota, Fungi, Ascomycota, Leotiomycetes, Helotiales, Hyaloscyphaceae. The record is from RefSeq and is a predicted model, not a curated record. The transcript has 2 exons.
AGCGCAGACAGCUACCUCCAACAUUUCGUUCACGACACGGCCAUUCCGCCUCCUUUGUCAGGGACGAACGACUCCCCAGAUGCUACAUGACCAGAUGCUCGGUCAAUGUUAAUCUUGGGGACGUCACUCGUAUACCGUAACGCCGCCCUUCGAAGCUGGCCGUGGUCACCUUCACUUCAACAUGGCUCCCUCAAGCAAUUCCGCGAAGGCUCUUCAGCAGAACCGCCCGCGGCCUGCUGUACCCAGGACCGUCGUGCCAGCCAUUCCACUGCCAUACAUUCAGAAGCGCCAGCAGCAAGAGGCGGCUCGUGCCAAGGCAAGGGAAGGAGAAGCUGCUGCUCCCACGGUUGUGGAAACACCUACACCCUCUUCUCCCGCCUCGACGACCGCGCACAUCACCCCAGCCAUAGCCAACGGCUCUUCAAAAGGCUACUCAGCUGAGAGACCAGAGGAAAGCAACGAAUCGGCUUCUCCAAUGACGCCUGCUACCUCCGCUACACCGGCUUUAGAGGAAUCUUCACAACAAUCCGACGUUGGGGACACCGAGAUUUCUGCCCAAGACACGACCACAGAAGAACCUCAAGAGACGCCGAGAUCGGUUCCCUCUGAAACCCAAUCCUCAGCCUCGAGAUCGACUUACCAGAUGCCUCCACCCUUCGUCCCUUCGCACCAUGGCCAGUUCAACGGCAUGGGUCCUGAUUCUGCCAAGUACCCUCCGCCGCAGCCGUUCAACGGCCAGCCUCCGAUGCAUCACACCCAUCCCACCGCUGGAAGCGUCAUGUUUGGUGGACAUCCCGACUCGAACAAUUCCUCUCCUGCACCUCCCCCAUCUGCUGGCAACGUCCCGCCGUACCCAUACCAACAAGCGCCUCAGCAUGGAGCUGCUCGUCAUGGCCCUCAUCAGUCCAAUGGUGCGAACGCUCAGAACAUGCCCAAUGGCUUCUCUCCCAUGGGUCCACCGCCGCCUCCAGGCUAUUAUCCACGUCCAGAUGGCUUCAUAAAUCAGAGUGGUAACGAUAACUUUGCUCGCCGUCAAAUGGCCUCCUUCGGACCUCCUGAUAUUUACUCUGGCGCACCCAGCUACGACCCUUCUACCCCGCAAAGCUUCCAUGGGUCGCAAUCAUCUGCGCCGAAUGAACAGGAGAACGGCCCUGCCUUCUACAGCCAGUAUCCUACUGCAGUCGUCAAUGGUAGCAAUGGUCAUAUUGACGAGGUUCGCCUAUACCAACAGCCACGCCCAAAGACUCGUACCGCGUCUCAGCAGGUCGUCACCGAUGCGAACAACUUCCCUGGACCAGUCCGCCACCCAACUCACCAACAGAUGGAUCACUUCGACGGCCUCGUUGGUUACGUCCAAUCUCAGUUUGCUGACCCGACCUUCGCAGACUACACGCUUGAGCUUCGUUACUCAGAUGACCGUGCACCUCCUGUUCGCAUUCCCGGCCACAACUUGAUGUUUGCGCGGAGCCCAGCACUCAAGGCCCUUAUGACAGCUCAAGCUCGAGACAGCAAUAGCGAUGGUCUGACAGUUCGAACUCUGCUCAUCGAGUCCGAUGAUCGUUACUUACGCUCAGAUGGGUUCUGGAUGGCGGUGCAAAGACUCUAUGCUGGCCCUCUCCUGGACUUGGGUGCAGCUGCGAUGGCGGCGACUGCGCAAUUCACAGGUCCAAUGCCAGGUACCCCAACUGAUCGGUUCGAUCUUGCUCUUGGUUACGCUGCAGCUGGUCACAUCCUUCAAAUCCCACCGGUCGUCCAUCGUGGUAUUGAGAAUGCUAGCCACUUUGUCAACUGGGCCACGCUUGAAAAGGCACUCGACUUCUCUCUCGACGGUGGCCUUGAUUCCCAGUGGACCUUGGCAGCCCAACCCGACAUAUCACGAUCCCCAAGCACCUAUGGUCCAGACGUCAACAUACUCAUUUCCAGCGCCUUGAACUGGGUCAUCACCAACUUCCCAGCAGGUUUUAAGCUCGAUUUUUCCGCUGGGGAGCCGACACGGAACCGUAGACUCCCGGCCGUUCAAGACCUUCGCCCAUCUGUUCCGAACCCCCGUCUCAGCAUGAUCAAGUUUGGCGACCACCCCACCGAAGAGAGCGUCCGAUCAACCUCAGCAAACUCGGUCACGGUCACCCUUUCCAAAGUAUUGCUCAACCUCCCGUUCCAUCUGUUGAAGUAUGUUCUGGAGUCACCACGUCUGGGCAAUGUUCAAGGUUGGGCAACAACAGUUCUUCGACAAGAUGUCAUGCACACCGUCAUCCAGGAGCGUGAGAAACGUAGACUCAAGGUCCAUGCGGCUACGUAUGUUUCCAAUGCUGAGCGUAAUGGAAAUGCUAAGGAGUGGGAUUCUGUUGGAUGGCAAGAGAGUGUCGAAGCUCUUGGUGGCAACGAGACAACUCCCACCUUGACUCGAACUUGGGUUGAUUUCACCGUUCCCGACUCCUAAAUUCAUUGGAUGGAAACAUAUGCUGAACGACGGAGAUCUUCUUGUAUUUGAUUGAUUACUGGUGCAUUCGGCGUUGCAUAGGAGCCCUCAUCAUGAUUAUUUUCGAGGGUCAACGCUGCGUCUUUGCAUACAAGGGCGGAUAUGCAGACAGAUCAGGAGUGACUUUUUCUUCUGGCUUACAAUAUUGAGUGCAAACAUUUGCAUACAAUCUGAUCCAGAUUUUGCUGGAGAUGGAUGGGGAAAAAAUCCUUUACAUAAAAGCGCAUGGGAUAGUGGCUUAGUCCUUGUAAUGACCGCAGCAAAUACCUAGGGAGUUGUGCCCAAAAUGCGGAGUUUCCUAGACCGUAGUUUUUCUGCCUAGUGACUCGAAUGACUUGUGAAGGGACAAAUUUUAAUCCUCCCUAAUCUUGAGAUUGGAAGCAAGAUAGAGUUGGGG